AUGUCUACAGGAUGUCUAACUUGUUUCAAAGUCAUGCGACUCUGGAAAAAGCAGAGCAAGAAAGAAGACAAACCCUUGAAAGCAGAGAGAUUGCCAGAGAAGUUUGUAGAAGAAGAAGACGAAAACGGUGCGGACAAGAAGACACCCACCAUUAAUGAGCCAUGGAUAUUCACCCCAUGCUCACGUGUAGACAGCAACGAUCCUAAUUGGCAAGAGUAUAGUGACAAACUCCAUGCAGGUGUCUCUUCUUCAUCACUGAGUAAUGAUUUCCACAAAGUGAAGACCUUUGAUUUACGAGGGGUCACAAAAACCGUGGCCAAGUGA
This is a messenger RNA of Microthlaspi erraticum, 324 nucleotides long. NCBI's taxonomy places the organism in Eukaryota, Viridiplantae, Streptophyta, Magnoliopsida, Brassicales, Brassicaceae. The record is from the annotation of a GenBank genome assembly.